Molecule: messenger RNA, 1466 nt
Organism: Juglans regia (Persian walnut)
Lineage: Eukaryota; Viridiplantae; Streptophyta; Magnoliopsida; Fagales; Juglandaceae
Product: putative S-adenosyl-L-methionine-dependent methyltransferase Mvan_0910
Exons: 2
Coding region: 132-1145 (337 amino acids)
Biological process (GO): methylation
Molecular function (GO): methyltransferase activity
Source: RefSeq, a predicted model, not a curated record
GUGUGGCUCUCUUUUUCUUAUCUCUACAAAUUUCUUCUCUCCGAGUGAUCUCUCUCCACUCUUAUAUAUCAUGCAUUAUCUCCUUGGCUCUCUUUUAUUAGCUUGAACUUCUGGGGGUGUUAUUUGCAGGCAUGUCAGACCAAGAAAAUGCCUUGCCUACAGACCCAACUUGGCCUGAGCUUAAGCUCCCAGAACUGCUAUUUACAGACACGGUUAGAGAAGUCCAUGCCACCAUUGAAAAUGAAUGGGAUCCCCUCCUGCGCUCAGCGUGUCAAACAGCUGCAGGAAGAGCACUUUGGAAGCAUUUGAUCCAUGACCCUCUUGCAGACUUGCUUGCAGGAGAAACUUACCUCACAAGCCUGUACGAGAAGAUCAAGAAAGACCGUAUCAACAAUGCACGAGAAGUUUCUGGGGUGAUUCUUGCUGUCCGGACCCUCUGGUUUGAUUCCAAACUUGAAGCUGCUUUGAAUUCCUUCACUAGGAGAGAAGCGCAGGUUGUCAUUCUCGGUGCAGGAAUGGAUGCAAGGGCAUACCGUUUAAGCUGUUUGAAGGACAGUGAUGUUUUUGAAGUUGAUUUUCCCAAAGUUUUGCAAGUGAAAACCACUCUUCUGCAGGCAGCAAUGGAAACCACAAAUGAACACCAGCAUCUAACACUGAAAUCAAAAUCACUGACCAGGGUGGCUGCUGACAUCAGAGAUAGUGACUGGCUUGAAAAGCUUCAAAUAUCAGGUUUUGUGCCAGAGAAGAACACAAUAUGGGUUCUUGAAGGUAUACUUUACUACCUGUCACAGCCCCAGGCGAUGCAGGUACUGAAGACCAUAGCUGAAAAGUGUGCCCUAACCAGCACAGUCCUAUUAGCAGACUUCAUGAACAAAUCAUCAAUCACACUUUCAAGUUCCAUCUUCCACUUUUACAGUGAUUGGCCUGAUCAUCUUCUGCCAUCUCUCGGGUUUUCUCAUGUUAAGCUUUCACAAAUUGGUGAUCCAGAUGCUCAUUUUGGGUUAAUGCAUGAUCCCCUAAAUCUGUUCAACAGACUUCGCAGCUUGCCUAGAUCUCUACAAAACCACCCAGAUGAUGGAACACCAUGCUGUCGCUUAUAUUUGGUGCAGGCUUCUGGUUCACCCAACCAAACCAUUCUUCCAUAGAGAGCCAAGAGAUCAGUAAUAAUAUAAGAAGACAGCUAGCAGUUAUAGCAUAGAUUUAGGCAUCAUUGUUUGUAGUACUGCUCUAAAAUGUAUGUAAGGAACUACACCUGAAGAUAAUCAGAAGGAAAACAUGAUAGCCGUUAGAUGGUUCUCCUGCAAUUGUGCAGGUAUAUAAACUAGCAAAGCUCUGAAGUAGUUCCAAUUUUCUCCAAGAAAAAAAUGGAGCAUAAAGACUUCCUUAGAGAAGAAACUUUCUAAUAGUUCUGUAUUUAUCAAGUCAUAUUAAUAGCAAAUUCUAAUUACUUCUAUUGCUUGCUGCAA